Messenger RNA from Saprolegnia parasitica CBS 223.65, 1198 nucleotides. RefSeq lists its product as hypothetical. The transcript is spliced from 6 exons. The record is from RefSeq and is a predicted model, not a curated record. Lineage: Eukaryota; Oomycota; Saprolegniomycetes; Saprolegniales; Saprolegniaceae. The coding region runs from base 28 to 1089 and encodes 353 amino acids.
GUUUGUUUGGAUUACCACAGCGGCGCCAUGAACGGGGUCCUGCCGAGCAUGACGUGGGGCACGUGGAUCGACGAAGGCGAAGCGCUGGCUGCCACGUCAUCAGGUCCAGCGCCAGUGCCCACGUCCAAGAAGCAGAAGCGGCGCCUCGAGCGGGGCAUCUCGACCGCGAAUGAGGCCAGUUGGUUCGAAGAGGUCUUGGCGCAGGUCGAGGCGGCGGACAACGACCUCCACGCUCGCUACUACCGUAACCCGAUCCUGGACACGGCAACGGCGACGAUUCCGUGGACCGAGCUACCGUCCGGCAUUCAUCCCAAAGACGGACACUUGCCGCCGCAACGCAUUCAGAACAAGCGCCACCAAGUCGAGAACCUCGCCAUCUUUCUGCAGUCCAUCUUGCGAGACGGCGACGUCGUAGUCGAGUUUUGCGCCGGCUCGGGCUACGUGGCGCUGCCGCUCGCGUGUCAAUUCCCCACCUGCCACUUUGUGCUCCUCGAUAUGAAGCAGCCGUCGCUCGAUAUUGCGAGCGAACGCAUUGCGCUCGCCGGUCUCUCCAACGUGAGCAUCUUUUGUGGCCGCGUUGAAGAGUAUAACGACCCGUUUGACGUUGGCAUUGCCCUCCACGCGUGUGGCGAGGCAACAGACAUGGUCCUGGACAAGUGCCUCAAGGCAGACGCAGCGUACGUGCUCGCGCCGUGUUGUGUCGGCAAGAUCAAGCAUUCGCUCUUGGAGUAUCCUCGGUCCAAGGCCCUUCAAGCGGCCGUGACCCGCACCGAGUACGAGAUUCUGGCCAAGGCCGCCGACUUUGGCCACAAUGGACACAGCUCGAUGGCGAUGAACGCAGCCAACAUCAAUCGACGCCGAUGCAAGAGCGUGCUCGAAACCGACCGCAAUCUGCGAGCGGUCCAGAACUGCGGGUACGCGGCGGCCAUGUACAUCAUGCACCCGUUCGACGCGACGCCCAAGAACGACAUUCUCGUCGGCCUUCCCCGGCACCGCGACCCGGCACAGCUCCCACAAGCCGACCUCUUGACGCCGGAGGAGGUUCAUUUGGCGCUCUAUGGCCGGAGUACCGACGACCACGUGCAGUAAACCGUGCGGGCACGGUAACCGCCACCUGCUUUCAAAUCUACCGUGAAAACGCGUCCGCACGGUAAAUGCACGGUAAUAGAGACACGAUAGCAAGGGUCCGCGCCCCGCG